Bufo bufo (common toad) is the source of this 381-nucleotide messenger RNA. RefSeq names its product transmembrane protein 244-like. Bases 13 to 381 code for a protein of 122 amino acids. The transcript is spliced from 5 exons. NCBI's taxonomy places the organism in Eukaryota, Metazoa, Chordata, Amphibia, Anura, Bufonidae. The record is from RefSeq and is a predicted model, not a curated record.
ACGCUGUUCUACAUGGCAAGCACCUUGUGUGCAGGAUUCAUGAGGAUAGAAGAUUUUGAUUGGAUGUUACCAUUUAGACACAAGAUUACACCAUCUCUCAGUAGCUCUCAAUAUUUACUUCAUGUGAUUUCUGCAGGGAUAACCUUCUCAUUGAGUGGCCUUCUCUUUGUCCCUCUUGUUGGUGCCAUGGUGUGGGAUUAUUCUGCCACAGUGACUGUUCUUCAUGUAAUAAUCUGUUGCACAGUUACGCAAGAAUUUCCUCUCAUGUGGCAAUGGUGGCUGCAAAUAGGCUCUGGAUUGUUUCUUAUGAUUAUAUCUGGUCAGACGGUUGCAUACUUUACAUGCAGAAGCUCAAAUCAAAGGCAUAUAUCAACUAUCUAA